AUGCGGCGGGGCCUGACACAGCCGGGCCACUCCGCUCCCUGCGUGGCCGCUCUGUGGCUGCUGUUUGUCUCCACAUCAGCCGAACUGCCCAUGUGCAAAGAGUCAGAUUAUCACUUUGAGUACACAGAGUGUGACGUACUCAGGUCAAGAUGGAGGGUGGCAGUUCCCAACAAAGCGGACACGUGCACGGGCCUCCCAGAUCCAGUCAAAGGCACGGACUGCACCUUCACCUGUAAUGAGGGGGAGUUCCUGGACAUGCAGUCGCAGCAGUGUCAGAAAUGUGCUGCAGGGACCUACUCUCUGGGCACCGGCGUGUCCUUUGAAGAGUGGGACAGCUUGCCAGUGGGUUUUGUCACGAAUAAUGAAGGGGAUACUUUUACAGACUGCUCCAACUCCACCUGGAUGCCAAAGGGUGACUACAUAGCUUCAAACACAGACGAGUGCACUGCUACGCUGUCUUACGCCGUGAGCCUGAAAAAAACGGGGACUCUGUCGUUCGAAUACUUCUACCCGGACGGCAGCAUCUACUUUGAGUUCUUUGUCCAGAACGACAAGUGCCAAUCCACAGACUCUGAGAGCAGGCUGAUGAAGAUCUCAGAGAGCAACUGGAGCCAGUACCAGACUGAGCUGAGGAAUGGCAACAACGUGCUGUUCUGGAGAACCACAGCGUAUGCUCUGCAGAAGACUGCUGUCAAACCUGUGCUGUUGAGAAACAUCCAGGUCUCAGGGGUGGCCUACACAUCUGAGUGUUUCCACUGCAAACCUGGCACCCACAGUGUAAAAGCAGGAUCUGCACGCUGCACUCCCUGCCCCGCUGAUACCUUCUCCAACAAGGGCGCCACUGUUUGCCAUGAGUGUGAACAAGACAAAUACGCUGAGCCUGGCUCAGGGAGCUGCAAAGACAGACCUGCAUGUACGACGAGUGACUACUUCUACACUCACACCCCCUGUGACUCUGAGGGAAAGACUCAGCUCAUGUACAAGUGGAUAGAGCCCAAGAUCUGCAGUGAGAGCGCAGAGGGGGCAGUGAAUCUUCCAGCAUCGGGGGAGGGAAAAACCUGCCCGCCAUGUAACCCGGGCUUCUUUUCCACCAACUCCACCUGUGAACCGUGCAGCCAAGGCUCCUACUCCAAUGGAACAGUUUGCACUGAGUGCCCCGUUGGCACAGAGCCAGUGAUGGGCUUUGAGUACAAAUGGUGGAAUGCGAUGCCAAGAAACAUGAAGAGCUCCGUCUUCCGUUUAGAGGUCAGCGACUCGCAACACAGCACAGCAUGGGAAGUAGCUGGUGACUAUGUCUACACCACCCCGGGAGAUCAGGACACUGACUACCUGAUGCUUACACUCACUGUCCCAGGAUACAGGAUGUCUCAAUCCAUGACCAAAGACAGCGAACAAAGUGAACUAUCUCGCAUUACCUUUGUCUUUGAGACUGCCUGUACCGCUGACUGCAAGCUCUACUUCCUGGCGGGUUAUAAUAAAUGGAAUAACAAUGUGGUGGAGCAGUGGAAAGGCAGUAACAGGAAGCAGUCAUACUCCUACCUGAUUCAGAGCAACAGCACCAUCAGCUUCACCUGGACGUUCCAACGGACAGAGGAAUUCAGCACUGAGAGAAGGUACAGUGCUGACUUCGCAAAGAUCUACUCCGUCCACAUCACCAAUGUGAUCGGAGGGGUGGCCUCACAGUGCCGUCGUUGUGCUCUGACGCCUGAUAAGGCCGACCCCACCUGUGUCCCCUGCCCACGGGGGCACUACAUGGUCAAUACGACAGGAGUGUGUGAGAGCUGCCCGCCAAACACCUACAUCAGGACCGGCCAGCCGGUUGGAAAGGAUUCUUGUGUUCAGUGUGGACCAAACACCAGGAGAAACAAUGCUCAGACAGCCUGUCUCAGUGACUGCACGGUGGACCUUCAGGAGCGAGGAGGGGGGGUGUUGCACUACGACUUCACUGCUCUGAGCAAUGUCACCGGCUUCCACAGCAGCCCCCGGUUCACCAACAAAGGCCUGCGGUACUUCCAGCGCUUUAAUUUGGGACUCUGCGGGGGAGAGAGUCGCGUGCCAGCCUCCUGCGUGGAUAAUGUAACAGAGAGGGAGAGAGUGGUCAAAGGUUACAUCUGUCAGUCCACUGCGGUUCCCUCGGACAUCAGGAGUCAGAGCAUUGUGUCUUCCCAGCCUUUCAUCAUUGGUGACUCACUCAUCGGUGUGACCACUAAGACGAGCCUGGGUGGCGUCACCUCCCCAACGUGGUUGUUCUCCUCAACAUCAAGCCUUCCAGAUGUCAUAUUCUACUACAAGUCCAGCGAUACAACUCAGGCUUGUAAACAAGGACGGUCAGCCACCAUCAGACUCAGAUGCAACCCCACAGUUACUGCUAAAGACCAAAUCGCACUCCCAAGUAACUGUUCUGAGGGGACGUGUGAUGGUUGUUCUUUCCAUUUCCUGUGGCAGAGCCAGCAUGCAUGUCCUCUCUGCACAAAGACCCAUUACAGAGAGAUCAUCAGCGCUUGUAUCCAGGGAAUACAGAGAACCACCUAUGUGUGGCAGCAGCCUCUGCAGUGUUAUGGAGGAGAGCCACUACCAACUCAAAAAGUCAGCGCCUGUGUCACUCUGGAUUUCUGGCUCAAGUUUGGUGUUUCCAUAGGAGCGAUCGCUGCUCUACUACUCAUCAGCAUUAGCUGUUAUUUUUGGAAAAAGACACGCAAGCUGCAGUAUAAAUACUCCAGGUUAAUGAUGACGUCCGGGGGUAAAGAGUGUGAGCUGCCCACUGCGGACAGCUGUGCAAUCAUGGAAGGCGAGGAUGCGGAGGAUUACCUUAUGGACCUCACCAAGAAAUCCUUCUUUACCAAAAUGAAGUAUUUUUCACGAGAGAGAACAUCAGACGGAUUUGAUUCGGUCCCACUGAAGUCAUCAUCUUCAAACUACCAACCAGAGGAAGAGGACUCUGAUGAUGCCUGA
Molecule: messenger RNA, 2952 nt
Organism: Menidia menidia (Atlantic silverside)
Lineage: Eukaryota; Metazoa; Chordata; Actinopteri; Atheriniformes; Atherinopsidae
Source: the annotation of a GenBank genome assembly